AUGGAGCCCAAAGCCAUGCGCCUCGACCCCCGCGAUUUACGUCUGCUGGUGCGAGCGGAGUAUCUCCACCGCAGAGGUGGCGUACAACAGAAGACGCCGGUGCGAGUGCUGCACCGGCGCGCUUUGGCCACCAGACCUCGAACGGUCUAUUCCUUGAACCUCGAGGUCAUCAAUCCGCACUACUUCAAGCUGAAGGUGUGCGCGCAGGUGGGCGCAACGGAGUUUGUCCACGGAGAUCUGGGGAGGACGAGGCCCUCGAUGCGGAGCUUCCUCAACGGCCAGGUGGAGAUCCUCCAGUUGGAUGUGGAGGGUGUUGAGGAGGCGGAAGACUGA
Molecule: messenger RNA, 333 nt
Organism: Durusdinium trenchii
Lineage: Eukaryota; Dinophyceae; Suessiales; Symbiodiniaceae
Source: the annotation of a GenBank genome assembly